Messenger RNA from Drosophila guanche, 3207 nucleotides. RefSeq lists its product as uncharacterized. The coding region runs from base 57 to 2951 and encodes 964 amino acids. NCBI's taxonomy places the organism in Eukaryota, Metazoa, Arthropoda, Insecta, Diptera, Drosophilidae. Gene Ontology annotation, cellular component: extracellular matrix. The record is from RefSeq and is a predicted model, not a curated record. The transcript has 3 exons.
GCAGCUCUCGACAGUUGUGGGCCAAACGAGCUCCCGGAAAGAUCUCUCUAGUGAAAAUGCAGAAACUUCUUUUGGCUGUGCUGCUGCUGCUGCUGCUGUGCGCCCUGCUGGCUGUCUGCCGAGCGGACACGAUGGUGCAGCUGCACGUGAAUCGUCCCUACAACGAUGUCAGCGAGAAAUUCGUGAGCUUUGCCGUGCGCCCGGAGGAUCUGUACGAUGCUUUGGACGGGAAGAACCGAAAGGCAGUGACCAGCAUGGCCACUCUGCUGGGCGAGGCGCACAUCAAGUUCGUGGGCGAUUUUUACUUUGCCAGCAAAGCGCCCACACGCCUGCGCAAUCCCACAAAGAUCAUAUGGAAGGGCUUCAAUCGUUGGACGCGAGCUGUCAACUGGACCAUGAUCAUACCCGUGCCGUAUGCUCCGGAUGAGUGGGACUCGAUGCACACUCUGAAGAUUCUAAACAGUUCCUACAUGGUGGGCAUCACGGACUGCAUCUGGCAGCUGGGCACAGACUUUGGCACCUCACGCGCCAAGGAUUACGUGCAGGAGCUGCGCACUCUGAAGCUAAUGACGGACACCUUCAAGCCUUAUGUGGACGACUGGCAGGUGAUGGGCGCCGACAUUUCAGCGGGCAGCAGUGCCGAUGAGACGCGCAGAUAUGUGGACAUGUCCAAGGAUUUGAAUGCAGCUUUCGGCUGGACGCAACCCGCCAACAUGCUGCCACAAUCCAGCCUCGGCAGCUACAUCUACGACAGUGAUCCCGCGCUCAGAGCGCUUCAGCAGCUGCGCGUGCCCCUCUGGCUGACGCUGCCCGAGGAGCGCUCCUCCUCCAAGGUGGGUGACGAGACAACAGACGCUCUACGCUGGGCACAAACCCUGGGCGAUGCGGCCAGCUCUGGCUUCGAUGUGAUCUUCAAGCGCAUGUCGCUCGAGGAUUUUCAACGCCCCACCUUCAGCCUGUAUGUGACGGCGUUGUUCAAGAAGGUCAUGGGCUCGAGGGUGUUCCCCGCUAGGCCGCUGAAUCUCUUCUCGCCGAGCAACAAGCUCUACACACACUGCGCUAAUGCGGUGUCUGGUGGCUUGGCCUUCAUGGUGGUCAACACCGAGGAUCAACCGCUGACCAUCACAGUGCGAAGUUUGACGCGUCUCAGCAGCAGCGAGAUCUGGCAGUAUGUCCUCUCCGGUCUGGAUGGUCGCGUGCAGCUGAAUAAUGUCCGCAUGGGCCUCAACUCCACGCUGCGACCUCUGAUCAAGUCCAAUGAUGCGGGCAAGCCGCUGCAGCUGGUCACGCCGAGCAUGUCCGUGGGUUUCUGGGUGCUGCCCACGGCCAAUCUGGAGCACUGUCAGUUCACGGAGAUUGAGGCUGGGGAUGGCAGCGGUGAGGCAUCGACGGAGUCGAAACGCUCCAACCGCUACAGCUCCGCGGAUCGACUGCUGCAGCGACUGAUCGAGGAGACGGCCGUGGCAAAGGGUUCGCUGCAGAGCAGCAUCAAUCGGAAUCGCCGCUUCGUGCUGGACACACAGGAAACGGAUGCGCUGAUAGAUCAGCUCCUGCAGCCAUUCAACCAGCAGACAGCUGCAGCUCCUGUGAAGCGAGAGGCGGACAGCCAGCAAGUGAAACCCCACGAGGCCAUGGCCUGGCUGCACCAAGUGCUGGCGCAGACCCGCGACGUGGCCAAGCGACGCGACAGACGCAGCGCCUCCGGCUACGGCGGUCCCUACUUCUAUAACCGACACGGCAAGAAGACGGCGCUGACCAAGAAGAUCACGGAGAUACGCAAGCCGGAGCGGAAGGCCAAGCCACUGUUUGACUUUGAUGAGUUCGAUGAGGAGAAGUUCUUCAAGAAGUUGGACGAGCAGCCGGAGGAGCCGCCCUCGUACACCCGCCUGCCCGAGGGCGAUGUUCUGCUGCGGCACAUCGAGUCGGUGGACGGGGAGGAGAGCGAGCAGGACGCUGAGCCCGUGGUCUACAGAAAGGCCAAACCGAAGUCGAAGAAAGAGCUGAAGAUUAUUCAACGAUCGCUGGAGGAGGCAGAACCCGAACAGGACCAGGAGCAGGAGCAGGAGCGUGCCGAGGGACGCUCAAAGCUGCGACUCCUUCCCACGGAGUUCUUUGAGGCGCUGCCAGCGCCCAAGCAGAACAAACGCUUGAAUCUCGGCGCCACUCUCAACUCGCUGCUCUUUCCCGAACCCUUCUCCAGCAAGGCCAGCAUAAGCAAGACCCAGCCGGCGCCCAUGAACACGCAGGAAGAGCCUGAGGAGGAGGUGGAGCCACUGGCCAAGCGUCGUCCCUCCAAGAUUGGGCAUGUGGCCAGCGACUUUCUGCAGGCGCAGCGCGAACUGGGCAAACAUUUCCUCAGCCACAUCCACAAGCACGAGCAGCCGCUGGAGGACGAGGCUGCCCAGGAGAGCUCCCUCGAAGCGGAGCCUGCCAAGAAGUCAACGAAAGGGGAUUACUUUGGGUCGAAGCCGGCACUGGUGCCAGUGCCAAAGCCCAAGAGGCUGCGGACCCAGAAGCCCGACGAGACCAUCACUUCCUGGUGGGACAUGCCCGCCCUGCGCCGGCGACGCGCACUGCCUGUGGAUCGUUCCAAUGAACUCCGCUCCAACUCCAUCGACAAAAUGGAUCGUGAGGAUAUGCUGCCACUGGGACGUUACUCCUUCUACGAAUACAAAGUGGAUCAGACGGUGGAACAGCAGUCCACAGAGCAGCCACCCAAAGAGUCAAAGAUCAUGAGAAUCAGCAAGACCCGAGCCGGAACCCCAAUGGCGAACCGCAAGACAUCGCUCUCCGACACUCUGGUGUCCACGGUCAAGUCGAAGGUCUCCCGCUUCAUGAACAUUGUCUCGCGGCACAUGAGCGAGUGGUACAACACUCUCACCAAGCACCUGGAUGCCGAAACAGCCUCAUCCCGGCCUGACCUUAGCAACAGCGGCAAUGCCAUCGAUUAAUAUGUGAACUUUAGGGGCAAAGUGUAACUUAGUAAUUAGUGUAAAUAUGUACAAUACGAUCUAAAUAUUCUUAGUGGAUUUUCCUAUUUCUCUACAUAAUGGAAGAAGGCAACAAGGCGAAGGUAGGACUAGAUGAGCUUUUGCUUAAGCUCUUGCUAGGUCGAUUAGCUUUUCAUAUUGUUCAGAGAUCAAAGAUAUAUGCUAUGCUAUGCUACUGUACAUCAACCUAAAAGCAAUUAAAAUUAACUACAAAUAA